AUGCAGGCCUCCUCGGGAAUGCUCACCAAGUUCGAGUCCAAAUCGUCGCGCGCAAAGGGCAUUGCGUUCCACCCUAAACGACCAUGGAUUCUCGUUUCCCUACACUCCUCCACCAUCCAGCUAUGGGAUUAUCGCAUGGGCACCCUGAUUGAUCGGUUCGAGGAGCACGAUGGCCCUGUUCGCGGUGUCGACUUCCACAAGACACAGCCACUCUUCGUCUCGGGAGGCGACGACUACAAGAUUAAAGUCUGGUCGUAUCAGACCCGCAGGUGCCUCUUUACCUUGAAUGGGCAUCUGGACUACAUCCGGACCGUUUUCUUCCACCAUGAGCUACCCUGGAUUGUCAGCGCAAGCGACGACCAAACGAUUCGGAUAUGGAACUGGCAGAACCGAUCGCUACUCUGUACUAUGACAGGCCACAACCACUAUGCGAUGUGCGCGCAGUUCCACCCCAAAGAAGAUCUCGUUGUUUCGGCCUCUCUCGAUCAGUCGGUUCGCGUCUGGGAUAUUUCGGGCUUGCGCAAAAAGCAUUCCGCUCCGACCUCCAUGUCCUUCGAAGAUCAGGUUUCUCGGGCCAAUGCCAACCAGACCGACAUGUUUGGCAACACCGACGCUGUGGUCAAAUUUGUUCUCGAGGGUCACGAUCGGGGCGUGAACUGGGUGGCGUUCCAUCCUACGAUGCCCUUGAUUGUGUCCGCAGGCGAUGAUCGCCUCAUUAAGCUGUGGCGCAUGAGCGAAACGAAGGCUUGGGAGGUUGAUACAUGCCGUGGCCAUUUCCAGAACGCCAACGGAGCUCUGUUUCACCCGCACCAAGACUUGAUCCUUUCGGCAGGCGAGGACAAGACGAUUCGUGUAUGGGACCUGAACAAGCGGACCGCGGUUAAUAGUUUCAAGCGAGAGAACGACAGGUUUUGGGUCAUCGCCGCUCACCCCGAGAUCAACUUGUUCGCUGCUGGGCAUGACAAUGGCGUCAUGGUCUUUAAGCUUGAGCGCGAAAGACCUGCUUCAACAGUGUUCCAGAACACACUCUUUUACAUUACUAAGGAGAAGCAUGUUCGGUCUUACGAUUUCCAGAAGAACGUGGAGUCGCCGACAUUAUUGUCUCUCAAAAAGCUCGGCAGCUCUUGGGUGCCCCCGCGGACCCUGUCUUAUAAUCCUGCCGAACGCUCCAUUCUGGUCACAACUACUGCGGAUGGUGGUUCUUAUGAACUGAUAAACCUUCCUCGCGACGGCUCUGGAGCCAUUGAGCCCACAGAAUCCAAGCGAGGCCAGGGCAACUCGGCUAUUUUUGUUGCUCGUAACCGCUUUGCUGUUCUCAACACUACAUCGCAGACCGUUGACAUCAAGGACCUGACAAAUAACACCACACGGUCAUUCAAGCCUCCUAUUGGAACGAGCGAUAUCUACUUUGGCGGAACUGGAAACUUGCUCAUCAUCGCCCCGACAGCCGUACAUUUGUACGACAUCCAGCAGAAGAAGACUACUGCCGAGCUCUCGGUGAAUGGUGUCAAGUAUGUCGUGUGGUCUAAUGACGGCCUCUAUGCGGCCCUCUUGAGCAAGCACAACGUGACGAUCGUGACAAAAGCUCUGGAGCAAGUCAGUACGCUGCAUGAGACGAUCAGAAUCAAGAGCGCUACGUGGGAUGAUGCUGGCGUCCUCCUUUAUUCGACUCUCAACCACGUGAAGUACACGCUGCUCAACGGUGACAACGGCAUUGUUCGGACACUUGACCAAACCGUCUAUCUCGUCCGUGUCAAGGGCCGAAGUGUCUAUUGCCUCGAUCGUGCGUCAAAACCCAAGAUCUUGCAAGUCGAUCCUACCGAAUACCGCUUCAAACUUGCCCUCGUUAAGCGCAAUUACGAAGAGAUGCUUCACAUAAUCCAGAAUUCGAGCUUGGUCGGGCAAUCUAUCAUCUCGUAUCUCCAAAAGAAGGGCUAUCCCGAGAUUGCACUCCAGUUCGUGCAAGAUCCUACCACACGAUUUGAGCUUGCCAUAGAAUGCGGAAACCUCGAGGUUGCCGUCGAGAUGGCCAAGCAGCUUGACCGACCAAAGCUCUGGUCAAGGUUAAGCACCGAGGCCCUUUCUCAUGGAAACCAUUCCAUUGUGGAGAUGUGCUACCAGAAACAGAAGCAGUUUGACAAGCUCUCGUUUCUGUAUCUCACAACAGGCGACGAGUCUAAGCUUUCUAGAAUGGCAAAGAUUGCUGAGCACCGAGGAGAUUUCACAUCGAGGUUUCAGAACGCCCUCUAUCUUGGAGAGGUUGAAGACAGGAUCCAGAUGUUCAAGGAGAUAGACCUAUACCCUCUUGCCUAUAUGACGGCUAAGUUUAACGGCUUAGAAGACGAGUGCCAAUCGAUUCUUGAAGCUACUGGCCUCACCGAAGAUCAACUCUCAUUGCCCAAACUUGGUGCACCCCUGACCCCGCCGAAGCUGGUGGUACCGACAUAUAAAGCAAACUGGCCUACAAAAGCGACAUCACAAUCGUUCUUCGAGAAGGCACUCCUCGGACAAGUUGAAGGUCUAUCACUAGACGACGAACCCAACGCAGCGACUAGUGGCCUCGGCCUCGAUGAUGUUGCCGAAGAUGAUGCCGCUGGGAAGCGUAAUGGUGCCCUUGCGGAGCCUGAAGAAGACGAAGAUGCCGCCGGAUGGGAUCUCGGUGACGAUGUUGUGCCCGAGGUCGAGGAAGGGUUCGUCAAUGUCGAGAGCGCUGACGCUGGUGGUGCGGGUAGUAGCGAAGCAGACCUAUGGGCCCGCAACUCACCACUAGCCGUCGAUCACGUCGCUGGCGGGUCGUUCGAAACAGCAAUGCAGCUUCUCAACCGACAAGUUGGCGCUGUCAACUUUACUCCCUUGAAAGCCCGGUUCCUGGAGGUUUACCAGGCAUCCAAGACCUACCUCCCUGCCUCAGCCGGCUUACUAGCUCUUGUCAACUAUGUCCGACGGACGGUAGAAGAGUCAGAUCCGAGGAAGGUUCUUCCCAUUAUUCCUAGAGAUCUGGAGUAUCUUGCCACCAAUGACUUGCAACGCGGCUACGACUCCAUGAAGACAAAUAAGCUGGAAGAUGGCUUAGAGGUUUUCAAGGGCAUCCUGUAUGCUGUCUUGAUCAACGCUGUUGGCAGCGAGAGCGAGGUGACCGAGGCGAAGAAGUUAAUCACCUCAGCGAGUGAGUAUGCUGUCGCGAUGGCUAUUGAGCUGGGACGCAGGAAACUCGGCACGACGGAUGUGAUUAACAAGAACCCUCAACUUCUGAAACGGAGCUUGGAACUGUCGGCAUACUUCACGAUCCCGAAAAUUCAGGUGCCGCACCGUCAGAUUGCGUUGUUAAAUGCCAUGAACCUGGCGAUGCGGAGCAAGAACUACAACACGGCGCUCAGCUUUGCCAACAGGAUAUUGGCAAACGGAGGAGCUAGUAAGACCCUGGAAACGGCCAAGAAGACAAAGGCUCAGUGCGAACGCAAUCCCCAUGAUUCAGUAGAGAUCGAAUUUGAUCAGUUUGCGGAAUUUGAGAUCUGCGCUGCUAGUCACACGCCCAUAUAUAGCGGCACCGCAUUCGAAGAAUGCGCAUUUGACGGGUCCAAGUAUCACACCAAGUUCAAGGGCACAGUAUGUGCGGUCUGUGGUGUCUGCGAGGUAGGCAAACACGGGAGCGGACUGAAGUUAUUUGCUUAA
Molecule: messenger RNA, 3672 nt
Organism: Lasiosphaeria miniovina
Lineage: Eukaryota; Fungi; Ascomycota; Sordariomycetes; Sordariales; Lasiosphaeriaceae
Product: coatomer WD associated region-domain-containing protein
Exons: 10
Coding region: 1-3672 (1223 amino acids)
Biological process (GO): endoplasmic reticulum to Golgi vesicle-mediated transport; retrograde vesicle-mediated transport, Golgi to endoplasmic reticulum; intra-Golgi vesicle-mediated transport
Cellular component (GO): COPI vesicle coat
Molecular function (GO): protein binding; structural molecule activity
Source: RefSeq, a predicted model, not a curated record